Messenger RNA from Pteronotus mesoamericanus, 1199 nucleotides. RefSeq names its product endoplasmic reticulum-Golgi intermediate compartment protein 1. Bases 119 to 1021 code for a protein of 300 amino acids. The transcript is spliced from 10 exons. The record is from RefSeq and is a predicted model, not a curated record. NCBI's taxonomy places the organism in Eukaryota, Metazoa, Chordata, Mammalia, Chiroptera, Mormoopidae.
CGGGGGGCGCCCGGCGGGGGCGGGGCGGCCGGAGGAGGCGUUGGCAGCCGGCAGGACCCACGCGGCGCCGCGGCCCGCCUGGCCUGCAGCGCUCCCAUCCCUCGGCGGCGACGGCACGAUGCCCUUUGACUUCAGGAGGUUUGACAUCUACAGGAAGGUGCCCAAGGACCUUACGCAGCCGACAUACACCGGGGCCAUUAUCUCUAUCUGCUGCUGCCUCUUCAUUCUCUUCCUCUUCCUUUCGGAGCUCACCGGAUUCAUAACCACAGAAGUCGUGAACGAGCUGUAUGUCGAUGACCCGGACAAGGACAGCGGGGGCAAAAUCGACGUCAGCCUGAACAUCAGUUUGCCCAACUUGCACUGUGAACUGGUCGGGCUCGACAUCCAGGAUGAGAUGGGCAGGCAUGAAGUGGGGCACAUCGACAACUCCAUGAAGAUCCCGCUGAACAACGGGGUGGGCUGCCGCUUCGAGGGCCAGUUCAGCAUCAACAAGGUCCCAGGCAACUUCCACGUGUCCACACACAGUGCCACGGCCCAGCCACAGAACCCGGACAUGACCCAUGUCAUCCACAAGCUCUCCUUUGGGGACACGCUGCAGGUCCAGAAUGUCCACGGAGCUUUCAAUGCUCUCGGGGGAGCGGACAGACUCGCCUCCAACCCCCUCGCCUCCCACGACUAUAUCUUGAAGAUCGUGCCCACGGUUUACGAAGACAAGAGCGGCAAGCAGCGGUACUCUUACCAGUACACGGUGGCCAACAAGGAGUACGUCGCCUACAGCCACACGGGCCGCAUCAUCCCAGCCAUCUGGUUCCGGUACGACCUCAGCCCCAUCACGGUCAAGUACACAGAGAGACGGCAGCCUUUGUACAGGUUCAUCACCACGAACAGUGGCUCUCAAGGAUGGUCCAGCCACAGAGCCCCCAGAAGCCAUGAGGUUGUUGGUAUGACACCAGGAUCAUUUGCUACAGUGACUUCCAUCCUGGGAAUCAGGAAAAAAAAAUUACAGCAGGAAACAAGGUGAUGUUGUGAGCAUGUGGGAUGAAAUCACAGCCACACACGUGCAAACCAUAAAAAAAAAGCAAACUGUCCCAACUUGUGGUUUGCAUGUUUUCUUGCUCUUACCUGAUUACCUUUUGCUCAUCUGUUCGGGCACCGGAAGGAAUCUGUCAUAGACGAAAGGCAGCAGGUGCCUGGCAUGG